Molecule: messenger RNA, 4811 nt
Organism: Hyaena hyaena (striped hyena)
Lineage: Eukaryota; Metazoa; Chordata; Mammalia; Carnivora; Hyaenidae
Gene: NPHP4
Product: nephrocystin 4
Exons: 30
Coding region: 122-4393 (1423 amino acids)
Biological process (GO): negative regulation of canonical Wnt signaling pathway; protein localization to ciliary transition zone
Cellular component (GO): ciliary basal body; non-motile cilium; cytoskeleton
Source: RefSeq, a predicted model, not a curated record
CGUCCGUCGUGGGGGCACGUCCUCGACAGCUUGGGCCUCGGCGCCCGGGGCACGGCCGCGGCGGGCCGGUCUCCUAGGUAACCCUAGAGGACCGAGUCACAGUCACCCUCCGACUGGCAGAAUGAAUGACUGGCUCAAGAUUUUUGACCAGAACGUGCUGGUCCCUCCCCACCCACAGAGAGCACGCCAGCCUUUGAAGGAAUCGACCGCCUUUCAGUGCGUCCUGAAGUGGCUUGAUGGGCCGCUAAUUAAGCAGGGGGAGCUGGAGGUGCUCUCGGACGUGGGCUGCUGUUUGCGCGUGUCCCUCUUCGACAUCACCUACCGACACUUUUUCGGGAGGACGUGGAAGACUGCUGUGAGGCCGGUGGAGCAGCCGUCCAGGAUCGUCUUCGAUGAGUCCUUGUAUUUUCACACAUCCUUGAACCACCCGAACAUCGUGGCUGUGGUCGAAGUGGUCACCGAGGGCAGGAGGCCGGACGACUCCCUCCAGGCUUUGUCUUGCGGGUUCGGAAUUCUUCGGAUCUUCGGCAACAAGCUGGAGUCUCCCACCUCCGCCUCCCAGGACAAGCGGUUGAAGCUGUACCACGGCAGCCCCCGAGCCCUCCUGCACCCACUUCUCCAGGACCCCGUGGAACAAAACAAGCACGUGACCCUAGUGGAGAACUGUAGCCUGCAGUACACGCUGAGGCCGCACCCGCUCCUGGAGUCUGUGUUCCAUCUCAUUCCCGAGAACCUUCUGGUGUCUGGUCUGCAGCACAUUCCUGGCCUCCUUCCGGCUCAUGGAGAGAAGGGGGACGCCCUCCGAAAGCCUCGCCUUCAGAAGUCUGUCACGUGGGACUUGGAUGAUUUGUUCUUCUCGCUCUAUCCUUCCCUGGAGAAGUUUGAGGAAGAGCUUCUGGAAUUCCUCAUCAGCGAUCACUUCGGGGAGAAGGGCAUUCCGCUGGACGGCGGCGGCGCGCUGGAGAUACUGGAGCGGCGCCUGCAUGUGGGUGUGCACAACGGCCUGGGCUUCGUGCAGAGGCCCCAGGUCGUGGUGCUGGUGCCCGAGAUGGACGUGGCCCUGACGCGCUCUGCCAGCUUCAGCAGGAAGGUCGGCUCCUCCUCAAAGGCCAGCUCUGGAAACCAGGCUCUGGUUUUGAGAAGCCACCUCCGACUCCCCGAGCUGGUCCGUCACCCUGCGUUCGCCGUCAUCUUCCAGCUGGAGUACGUGUUCAGCAGCCCUUCCGGAGUGGAUGGCAAGGCAACCUCAGUCACCUCGUUGUCCAGUGUGGCGUGCAUGCACAUGGUCCGCUGGGCCGUUUGGAACCCCUUGCCGGAAGCCGGCUCCGGGAAGGUGGUCCUGCCUCUGCAGGGUGGGAUCCGGCCCAACCCCUCCCACUGUCUCGUCUAUAAAGUACCCCCAGCCCGCAUGAGCUCCGAAGAGGUGAGGCAGGUGGAGUCCGGAACGGUCCAGUUCCAGUACUCGCUGAGCCCUGAGGGACGCCGGGACACAGCGCCAGGGCACGGCCACAGCCCGGAGGUGGAGCGACAGCCCUCCAGGAAGCCACCCACAUCCCCUGCAAGCCCACCAGCGCCGCCAGCCCCGGGGCACGCUGCCCCGCAGGACUCACCCAUGGGACCCGGGUUGUCUCUCUCCCAGCUGGCGGCUUCCCCACAGGUGGCCACCCGGUGCCGCUCGGCCACACCCUCGUCACCGCACCCCAACAGCGGCUCUGAGCCCUGCCCGGCCCAGGCGCAGGGGCUCCCCUUGGACAGCGGGAUCUCCCAUCUGGAAGCCGAGCUCAGCCAGGCGUCCAUGGUCCUGGGAGCAUCUGUCGCUGAACACUUGCAGGAGCUGCCCUUCACGCCGCUGCACGUCCCGAUCGUGGCCAGAGCCCAGGCCAGGAGCUCUGGAAGUAAGCUCUCGCGAGCCUCGAUGGUGCUCCUGCAGGCCUCUGGCUUUCCCGAGAUUCUGGACGCCAAUAAGCAACCAGCCGAGGCUGUAAAUCCCACAGAUCCCGUAGAAUUCAACCCUCAGAAGGAAGAAUCAGAUCGUCUACAAAGCAACGAAAUAGUACUGCAGUUUCUUGCCUUUAGCAGAGCUUCCCAGGACAGCGGGGCAGCGCCGUGGCCGCAGACCGUAUACUUCACCUUCCAGUUCUACCGCUUCCCGCCCGUGACGACGCCGCGGCUGCAGCUGGUCAGGCCGGACGACACGGGCAGGACGCACUGCGGGUCCCUGCUGUACCUCCUGGUCCCGGGUGACAGAGACGGUUCCUCCGAUGCCGGCUCCCCUGGCUUCCAGCUCAAGUUCCUGGUGGGGCCUGGACUCCUGAGGCCCGGAGAGCAGCGCUGGUUCACCCGCUACCUGGCCGCACAGCCCCUCCAGGUGGACGUCUGGGACGGAGACUCGCUGCUGCUCGUCGGAUCCGCCGCCGUCCACAUGAAGCAUCUCCUUCGCCAGGGGCGGCCGGCCGUGCAGGUCACGCACGAGCUCGAGGUUGUGGCAACUGAAUAUGAACAGGAUGUGGUGGUGAGUGGAGACGUGACCAGGUUUGGCAGCAUCAAGCCCAUUGGCGUCUACACGGUGGUGAAGGGCUGGCUGCACCUGACCCUGGCCAACAUAGGUCACGUGUGUGAGCAGAGAGUGAGGAGUUCCAGCACGUUGCCACCUUCCAGGUCACGGGUCAUCUCGAACGACAGAGCUGGCCACUUCGAGGGAGGCAGCCUGCUCACGCGUGGGGGGCCAAGACAAGUAAGAAAUGUGGUCCAGGCGCAGAAGCUGGCUGACGUGGAUUGUGAGCUGGCUGCCAUGCUGUUCGCGCCCUCGCACCACAGGAGCACGGGUCCCCAGGGCACCGGCCACGAGGGGGACGCCGUCCGCAGGCGCAAGCUGGAGCGGAUGAGGUCCGUGCGCCUCCAGGAGUCCCGAGGAGAGCCCUGCGGCCAGGGCGCCAGCUUGUUGGCCCAGCAGAGCAUCCGUUCACAGCACGCCCGCGACCUGCGGGUCAUCGCUGCUUAUCGGGAGCGCACGAAGGCGGAGAGCAUCACCAGUGCGCUGAGCCUGGCCAUCACCACCAGGCACACCAUCCACGUCACACUGGGCACCGCCGAGUUCUUCGAGUUUGCCCUUCAGAAUCCCCACAACGCGCAGCACACGGUGACCAUCGAGGUGGACAACCCCGAGCUGAGCAUCGUCUCGGACAGUCGGGAGUGGCGCUACUUCAAAGACGCGGCCAAGCUACACACGCCGGUGGAGGAGGACAUGUUCCGUCUGCGGGGCGGCCUCGCCCCACAGCUCUUCCUGCGCCCCCGGGAGACCGCCCACGUCCCCUUCAAAUACCAGACCUUCUCUGUGGGGCAGGCCCCUGCGGAGCUGAGGUCUGAGAAGGACACAGACCCCGGAUCGCCCCAGAAGUGCGGAGCACCGCCCACCAAGCACGCCAAGGUCCUGUUCCGGGGCGGCGGCGGCAAGCCCCUCGCGGUGCUCUGCCUGACCGUGGAGACGCAGCCCCACGUGGUGGACCAGGUCUUCCGCUUCUACCACCCGGAGCUCACCUUCCUGAAGAAGGCCAUCCGCCUGCCGCCCUGGCCCGCGCUUGCAGGCGCUCCCGUGGGAGGACUAGGCGAGGAACCCCAGGUCCAUGUCCGAUGUAGCGACCCGAACGUCAUUUGUGAGACCCAGAAUGUGGGCCCUGGGGAGCCGCGGGACGUGUUCCUGAAGGUGGCCAGCGGUCGAAGUCCGGAGACCAAAGACUUCUUUGUCCUCGUUUACAUGGACCGCUGGCUGGCCACCCCUGUCCAGAUUUGGCAGGUCUACCUCCACUCCCUACAGCGCGUGGACGUCUCCUGCGUCACAGGCCAGCGGACCCGCCUGUCCCUCGUCCUUCGGGGGACGCAGGCGGUUAGGAGAGUGCGAGCUUUCCCCUCGCACCCCCAGGAGCUGACAACUGAGCCCAGAGGUGUGUUCGUGCUGCCCCCUCACGGGGUGCUGGACCUGGACGUGGGCGUGAGGCCCCGGCGGCCGGGGGGCCGGUUCAUCCACCUCAACCUGGUCGACGUGGACUGCCACCAGCUGGUGGCCUCGUGGCUCGUGUGCCUCUCGUGCCGCCCGCCUCUCAUUUCCAAGGCCUUCGAGAUCACACUGGCCGCGGGCGAAGGCAAGGGGGCCAACAAGCGGGUCACCUACACCAACCCGUACCCCUCCCCACGGACCUACCGCCUGCUCAGCGACCACCCCGACCUGCUGCAGUUCAGGGAGGACUCCUUCCAGGUUGGGGGAGGAGAGACCUACACCAUUGGCCUGCGGUUUGCGCCUCGCCGGAGCCCCGGGGAGGAGGAGAUUCUGAUUUACAUCAACGACCACGAAGACAAGAACGAAGAAGCGUUCUGCGUGAAGGUCACCUACCAGUGAGGUGGCGGCUGCGGACGCCGGCACGGCCCUCCUGCCGCAGCACAGGGGCAGGCUCGCGUUCACCCUCCUCCCCCCGUGCCCGCCGGGGCCACUGGUGAGUGUGCCCGAGGGUGGCAGGGGCGCCACGCUCCCGACGGGCUCUCGUGCCAGCGCCAGCCCCACCAGCGUCCUCAGCGAGGGCACGGCGCCCAGAAGCGCGAGGCUCGUGUCUCUGCCACGCCCAGGAGACCGUCAGUGCUCAUGACGUUGGUUUGCUUUUUAGCAAAAUGUAUUUUAUGAAUCAUCUGAAAUGAUAAAAUUAUGUUUUCUUACUGGAUUUUGUACAAACGUGAUUUGCUAUGCAGUGUUUUAUAUUGGUGUUAUUACAUAUCUUUUUUUAAGUUAUGGUGAAAUACUAAACCUUCCCCGGUUUUCUCUA